Messenger RNA from Diachasma alloeum, 1473 nucleotides. Its product is annotated as facilitated trehalose transporter Tret1-2 homolog. Bases 1 to 1473 code for a protein of 490 amino acids. The transcript is spliced from 3 exons. Gene Ontology annotation, molecular function: transmembrane transporter activity. Lineage: Eukaryota; Metazoa; Arthropoda; Insecta; Hymenoptera; Braconidae. Gene Ontology annotation, cellular component: membrane. Gene Ontology annotation, biological process: transmembrane transport. The record is from RefSeq and is a predicted model, not a curated record.
AUGAGCCAUGUGGAGACACCCGCGAGUCUACCUAUCGCCAUUCGCAUAUCAGUAAGUGGCUCUCCGUCAAACGAACGUCAAGUUAACAGCAGAAACAAAGAAAAAAGUAAUGAAGGCGGUGCAUUCACAAUACCUGAUUGCUCUGAUAGGUAUGAAACCUUUCCAGCGAGCUCAGUGAUGAUUCCAUAUGGUCAGUCAGAUGCUUGGCUGAUGGUGGCCAUCCCCGCGCUGCAGAACAAGCAGAAUCACCUGAAUUUGACUUCUGACCAAGUGGGAUGGAUAGCCAGUACGACGUCAAUCUUCAUCAUAGCAGGCUCCAUCGUAUCGAAAUACUUGAUGGACAUCAUUGGCCGGCGAAACAGCCUCAUCCUAGCGAUGUUCCCAAUCACCUGCGCUUAUAUAGUGAUGGGCUUCAACACAUUCGAAGCCUUCGUCAUAGGAAGAGCCCUCGUAGGGUUAUCACUUGGGUUUUCACCGAUUCUAUCACUCUAUUUCGGGGAAAUUGCGAGUGAUGAAGUUCGCGGGAGGGUAAAUUUUGUAGCGAUCAUCGUGGAAAGUGUCAGUACCCUGCCGGUCCUGCUAGCCAGUCCGUUCUGGAACCUUCAUACGUUGAACUUCUAUCUUCUUAUUCCGUCGAUGAUCGUCGCAUUCCUUCUGUGGAUGAUACCCGAGAGUCCCUACUUCUACCUGAUGAAAGGAGACGCCGUGAGAGCAGAGAGAGCUCUUGAGUGCAUUCGCGAAGCGAGAGAGGUUCCCAAGGAUCUAGUGUCUAUCCAAAAUUACGUGAACGCGAAGAUGGAGAGUGAAAGUAGCUUUGCACUUCUGUGGAAGAAUCGCAGGAGCAGCCGAGCCUUCGCCAUCCACCUUUGGCUCUUGAUGUACCUCCACCUGAGCGGAACGUCAGUCAUCAAAAACUAUGCUGGUGUUCUCUUUGAGAAAGCUGACCUGCCCUUGGAUGCAAACGUUGAAAUAGCCAUCACAAUGGUCAUUACGAUCAUUGUAUGCUGCGUGGCAGCACUGUUUGUAGACAAUUUGGGGAGAAGAUCACUGCUGUUUUUGGCAAGUAUUCCCAUGAUCAUUGGCAUGUUGAUAGCGACUGUAUUCUACGUCUUCAAGGAGACGAAUCGUGAUGUCUCUCACUUUUCGUGGAUCCCAUGGACAGCUGUACUCUUGAUCAAUGUGUCGAAGUCAGCGGGUCUGCAACCGCUGAAACAUAUUCUGAUGUCUGAGUACUAUCCUUUGAAUACUAAAGCAACAGCGGUGUCUCUGAUUCACAUGGCCGAAGCUCUAGUGGAGGCGAUUGUUGUGAAACUUUUUCAGGAAUCUACAGACCUCAUGGGCUUUGGCUCUGUAUUUUUUAUCUGUCUGUUAAUUUACGUAAUUGGUACAACCGUCAUGUACUUCAUCAUGCCAGAGACUAAGAAUUUAUGUUUCGCGGAGAUUGAAAGGGUCUUCGAGCGGCAAUCCAAAUAA